Lampris incognitus (smalleye Pacific opah) is the source of this 2511-nucleotide messenger RNA. It is a transcript of the gene pdzrn4, whose product is annotated as PDZ domain containing ring finger 4. Gene Ontology annotation, molecular function: protein binding. Bases 1 to 2511 code for a protein of 836 amino acids. The transcript is spliced from 9 exons. The record is from RefSeq and is a predicted model, not a curated record. NCBI's taxonomy places the organism in Eukaryota, Metazoa, Chordata, Actinopteri, Lampriformes, Lampridae.
AUGCGAGGCUUUGUGCUUGGUCAAAUGAGGUGUCGGAGUACCAGAGAUGGAGUGGAAACAGAGGUGAGGGUGAAUGGACGAGACUUCUCCAAGGCAGGCCACGAGGAGGCCGUGGUGGAGGCCAUCAGACGAGACCCCAUCGUUGUCCAGGUCCUUCGUCGCACUCCUGCCGGGGCCGCCGCCACCGUUGCCCGUAACCAUGGCGGUACGACGCAGGAAGUGUGUGUGGUGGAUGUAUGCACACAAACUGACAUCACCUUUGAGCACAUUAUGGCGCUGGCCAAGCUUCGGCCUGCCACCCCACCCGUCCCCGACAUUUGUCCCUUCCUUUUGUCUGACAGUUGUCACUCGAUCCACACGAUGGAACAUGAGUUCUACGAGUGUCCAGAGUAUCUGUCCAACAACCCGGCGGAGGUGGAGAGGACGGAGGAGUACGAGUACGAGGAAGUGGAGCUGUGUAGGCAGGACAGCCAUGAGAAAUUGGGCCUGACGCUGUGCUACAGGACCGACGAUGAGGAAGACAUGUCCAUAUAUGUUAGCCAGGUGGAGCCCGACAGCAUCGCAGCGAGGGACGGACGCAUCAAGGAAGGAGAUCGCAUCCUACAGAUAAAUGGCUGUGAAGUGCAGGACAGAGAGAAGGCUGUAGCCUUAUUGUCAAGUGAAGAUGUGAGGAGUAUCGUGCUCUUGGUGACAAGGCCAGAGAUGCAGCUGGAGGAGGAGGUGUGGCUGGAGGAGGAGCAGAGGGAGCUCCUGGAGGAGCUGAAGAUGGAGAUCCUGGCAGAAAGCAGGAGACAGAAAGAAGAUAACAAUGGAGAAGAGCGUCCACCAGAGGAGGAGGUGACAACUGACACAGCUACCUGCUCCUCCAACACUCAGGACAAGGACAGCGGGCUUGGACGCAGCACUGACAGCCCAGAUCACCAGCCGCUGCUGGCCAGGCUCCACAGGAGGAGCACAGCCCAGGCACUGAGGGACCGAUGGCGGGCAGAGCAUCCCCAUAGCCAGGGACGAGGACUGGAGAAGCGAGGAGCGGCAUUGCCCCAGGACACCCAAAGUCUAAGGGCAAUGCCCAAAAGCCAGGGCCAUGAGGGCAAACUGGUUAUGCGAGGCGGUGGAGGUGGACUCCUGGGACUGGAAAACCGCUUCCAGCAACUUCUGGAGCUCAAGUGCCAGAUCCGCAAUGGCGGAGAGUGUGGGGUAUACUCCAUCCGGCACAGCAUCGAGUGUAGCCUCACUGAGCAGGGAGGAGGUGACGGGGGAGGUGAUGGUGAUGGCAGCAGUAUGGAUGGAGGACUUGGAGGUGAGGGAGGGAUGGAGCAGGAGCUGAGGUUGCUGAACGAAGAGUUGCGUAGCAUCGAGCUGGAGUGCCAGAGCAUCAUGCAGGCUCAUCAGCUCCGCCAAACCCAGCAGCUGGACCCCGCUCAACCCUCACCCUGCUCCCCAGGACGGAGCCCCAAAGAUGGAUGUAGGAGACACGGCAGGCUGGCGGACAUCCACGAACACCCGGAGAAGACUGACAGUGAUAAGAUGAGAGAGAAGGACAGCUCUAGUGCCUACAACACCGCGGAGAGUGCCCGGUCAACACCGCUGGGUGUGGAGAGAUCUCCUGACCACUCUCUCCUGAGAUGCGUCAACCUCACCAACCAGAAGAACCUAAAAAUGGCCUCCUCUUCCUCCUCCUCCACGCCCUCCACCCCCAUCCCCAUUCCAAAGCCUCAGGGUGCACCCAGCUACCGCAGGACAGACCCAGGCCCUGUCAUCUCCAGCAGCCCCGACCAGAGCAACCCGUCACCUUCAGAGUCGGACCCUGCCCUGCCAGCGGAUGACGAGAGGUGUGAGAAGAAAGGGAGGAGUAGGACUUUGCAGAGAGGGGCUCCCUAUGCCUCACCCUAUCAAAUAGCCCCACAACAAGGCCCCGGAGGGUCCAGGCAACUCCAGAGCUACAUGCAGUUGCUACAGCAGCACUCGUCCUUGGAGUAUUCCCAGAGCCAGCUGAGUCUGCUCAGCGUCUGCCGGGAGCCCCUGCACCGCAGCGGACGCCCUGGGGAACCCCGGCUUGAGUGGAAGGUCAAGGUUCGGGCUGACGGCACACGCUACGUGGCACGGAGGCCUGCCCGUGACCGCAUCCUCCGGGAGCGGGCGCUCAGGAUCCGGGAGGAGCGAAGUGGAGGCAUGACCACGGAUGACGAUGCCAUGAGCGAGAUGAAGAUGGGCCGCUACUGGAGCAAGGAGGAGAGGAAGCAGCACCUGGCCCGGGCGAGGGAGCAGAGGAAGAGGAGGGAGUUCAUGCAGAAGAGCCGUCUGGAGUGCCUGCGGGAGGGGCCGGCCAGCGGUGCCGAGGGCAGGAAAGAAGUCAACAUCUUGGAGCUUAGCCACAAGAAGAUGAUGAAGAAACGCAACAAAAAGAUCUUAGAUAACUGGAUGACCAUCCAGGAACUGAUGAGCCAUGGCGCCCGAGCUCCGGAGGGCACUAAAGUACACAACGCAUUCCUGUCUGUCACAACUGUGUAG